AUAAUAAUUAUAUUCUUAUGUUUUAUUACUAGUUUUAUUUUUAUACAAAUAAAACACCCUUUAGCUAUAGGAUUAAUAUUAUUAAUUCAAACCUUUUUAACAUGUUUAAUAACAGGAAUCUAUGCAAAAACUUUUUGAUUUUCUUAUGUUUUAUUUUUAAUUUUUAUAGGAGGAAUAUUAGUUUUAUUUAUUUAUGUUACUUCUUUAUCUUCAAAUGAAAUAUUUUCAAUAUCAUUUAAACUAAGUUUUAUUUCAAUUAUAAUAAUUUUUCUAUUUAUUAUAAUUUCAUACUUUUUUGAUAAUUCAAUAAUAGAAAAUUUUAUUAAAAAUAAUGAUAGAAUUCAAUUAUUUAACCAAAAUAAUUUAUUUUAUGAAAAUUUUUUAUCCUUAAAUAAAAUAUACAACUUUCCAACUAAUUUAAUUACUUUAUUAUUAAUUAAUUAUUUAUUUUUAACUUUAUUAGUAACUGUAAAAAUUACUAAAAAAAAUUAUGGGCCACUUCGACCUAUAAACUAA
Culex quinquefasciatus (southern house mosquito) is the source of this 516-nucleotide messenger RNA. The record is from the annotation of a RefSeq genome assembly. Lineage: Eukaryota; Metazoa; Arthropoda; Insecta; Diptera; Culicidae.